Messenger RNA from Hansenula ciferrii, 2139 nucleotides. RefSeq names its product DNA-binding SCF ubiquitin ligase subunit DIA2 (gene DIA2). Gene Ontology annotation, cellular component: membrane; TRC complex. Lineage: Eukaryota; Fungi; Ascomycota; Saccharomycetes; Phaffomycetales; Wickerhamomycetaceae. The record is from RefSeq and is a predicted model, not a curated record. Gene Ontology annotation, biological process: post-translational protein targeting to endoplasmic reticulum membrane. The transcript has a single exon. The coding region runs from base 1 to 2139 and encodes 712 amino acids. Gene Ontology annotation, molecular function: molecular adaptor activity; protein binding.
AUGUCAGAUGUUGAAGAUGUUGUUGGUAAGGCAUUGGAGAUAGGAAACAAACAGUUCAAGCUUCGAAAGUAUGAAGACGCAAUAAAGCUCUACACAAAAGCUCUCCAAGUUGCACAUGCAUUAGAUCAAAAGACAAUAAUCAAGCUCAGAGUUGCUCAAAAGUUGAAACCAAGGCCAGCUUAUUUAAAAGAUGGAGAUAAAGUCAAUCAUCCAAAGCUGACUACCAUUUUGGACUCAAGAGCAGCUGCGUAUGAAAAAACGGAUAAUCUACGGCUAGCCCUUGAUGAUAGCGUUAAAGCUGUAUCAUUUGAACCAUAUAAUGCCAAAGGUUACAUAAGAACGGGGAAGAUUUUGAUAAUGAUGAAGAAAGAUAAAAAAGCUUUUGACACAUUCACUAAGGGCAUCGAAAGAAUUAAUAGGGGCAUUGAAAAGUUUGGAAUUCAAGUAAAUCCUAAUAUGCUUCAAUAUCUAAAGGAACAGAAACAAAAAUUAGAAAACAAGCUUGAUCAGGCUAAUAAACAAUCUAAAUCCAAUACAACUAGCCCCAUUGAAAUAAAAACUGCAAGAAAGAUGUUAGAAGACCCAAUAUCUUCACAAGACAGAAAAAGACUCAAGAAGUCACCUUCAGCUUCAACUUCAACUUUAAGCCAAAGCCAAAACCAAAGUAAUCUUCAAAGUCAAGAGGAAAGAAAGCAAUUAGAUCCACUUAUUUGGCUUCCCUUGGAACUCACAACAGAAGUAUUUAGCUUAUUGAAUUUGAAGGAUAUAAUAAGAUCGUUCACAGUAUCACGGUUAUGGUGCGAGACUUUGUCAAGAUCACCACUUUUACUCAAUGACAUUGUUAUUCCAAGAUUUGCUACUUUAAAACAUGUUCAAUCUUGCUUUGAACUUUUAACAAAAUCAAGAAGGUCAUCAUCAAUAAAGAGCUUGAAUAGCUUACAAAUGAGAUCCAUAAGGAGAAUGGAUGAAAGACAAAUUAUGAACAUCGUUCUCAACAAAUCACCAUUGAUAUACACAGGUUCUUUAAAUUUUAACUUUCUUGAUAUUACUACUGAACAGUUGGUCGAAUGUCUUCAAGGUAAUAGAUCAUCAUUGAAGAGACUUGAAAGAUUGAAAAACUUAAGAAUCACUUGUGUUAUGAUACCGAAAGCAGAAGAAAAAUUACUUGAUUUAUUACCACACCUUGAAUCUUUAGAAAUCACUAGAGCACCAGAUAAUAAUAGACCUUCGUCAUUUAAAAAAUAUGAUAUCAUAUUACAAAGAUAUAAGAAUCUCAAGACUUUAACAUUGGUUGGUGAUUUAAAGCAAAAAUAUCCAUCAAUCCCAUUCUCAAACCUUUUCACCACAAGAGUCUCAUUAAUACCAAAUCUUACUUCUUUAACAAUUGUUGGUUAUGAUUUUAACACAUUGAAUAAUACUAAUGUUGGAUUCAACUUUCUUCAAAAUGUUCCAAAUGUCCAAUCACUUGUUUUCGAGAAUAAUGAUAAUUUUAAUUUAGCUACUUUUCUCAAAUCUCAUGAUCUUCUUGAGUUUAAAAACUUGAGGAAAUUGGCAAUCAGAGAAAAAGAAGUUCGAUAUUCUGAACAUUUAUUGAAUAUUGAUAGUUUCUAUCUCUACAAGAUUUUUGGGAAAUUGAAAAUUUUAGAUUUAACAGGUUCAUCAAUAUCAUUUCAAGGCUUAGGUAAAAUUUUAAGGGUUUGCGGUAACUCUUUGAUCCAACUUUCAAUUGGAUAUUGUCAAAAUAUUAUAUUCAAAAAAGGUCCAUUUCGUGUCCACAUUAAUGGUGGAUUUUUUGAUUUUGAUGAUUUUUUCGAAUGGUGUCCAAAUUUACAAGUCCUUUAUCUAAACCAAGCAACCGAUUUUGGCGAUUACGCAAUAACCCAAAUGGUAUCUGCUUUGAAGGAAAAGAAAGUAGUAAGACAUAUGAAAUUAUUGGAUCUUUCAUUCAACGAAGCUUCAGGUUAUAAACUCUUAGAACUUUUACAAUAUUUAACACCACAAAAUUUAUACCUUCAUGGUAUGGAUAUAAACGCUGGUACGUUGAAGUUAAUGAAUACCAAGUUUGGAAUCAACGUUGAAAGUAGGAUUGAUAAAGCUUCCUGGAGGGAAUUUGGUUUGAAUAGUUAUAACCCAUACUAA